AUGUUUCUAUUCAUACAACAAUCCCCUUUUGUUUUUUCAAUUUCCGUUUUAUUGAUUUGGAUAUUGUAUAAAUGGAUUAUUUCCAAGCCUAGAAACAAAAAUAACUUACCACCAUCUCCAUGGAAGCUCCCUGUCAUUGGAAAUCUCCAUCAGCUAGGCACGAGCCUCCAUCGCUCUCUCUUGGAGUUGUCCAAGAAACAUGGUCCACUUAUGAUGAUUCAUAUUGGUAGCAUGCCAAUGCUUGUAGCCUCUUCUGCAAAAGUAGCUGAAAAAAUCUUGAAAACCCAUGAUUUAGUCUUUUGCAGCAGACCCCAAUUAAAAAUCCCUAAUGCAUUUACCUACGGUUCCAAGGAUAUAGCAUUUUCUCCAUACGGAGAGUAUUGGAGACAGAUUAGGAGCAUUGCAGUGCUCCACCUUUUGAGUAAUAAACGAGUUAUGUCAUAUCGAAAAGUCAGGGAAGAAGAGACGGCUCUCAUGAUUAAAGAGAUUGGAGAAAGUCGUGGUUCUGUAGUUGAUGUAAGUGAGCUGAUAGUUUCGUUUACAAAUAACGUAAUUUGUAGGGUGGCCUUGGGUAAAACAUAUCCUGGCUUAAAGUUUAAAAACUUGCUGUCACGGAUGAUGAGUCUGUUAGGAGUUCUUAGCAUGGAAAGUUAUAUUCCAUCGUUGUCAUGGGUGGAUCGUUUGAGUGGUUUAAAUCGAAGAAUAAAUGAAGUUUCUGAAGAGUUAGAUGAGUUCUUUGAGGCUGUUAUUGAAGAACAUCUAAUUCAGAGAAGAGAGACGAACGAUUCUUUUUGUGGGAGUGAUGAAGGUAAAGAUUUAGUGAACAUCUUGCUUGAUGUCCAGGUAGAAAAUGCAGGUGGCUUCAUCGUUGACAAAGAAUCCAUCAAAGCUGUCAUCUUGGACAUUUUUGCUGCUGGAACUGAUACAACCUCUACAAAUAUAGAGUGGGCAGUUAGCGAGCUAGUAAGGCAUCCAAGAGUGAUGAAAAAACUACAACAAGAAGUAACAGAAAAAGCAAAUGGAAAAUCCAUGAUUACCGAGGAGGAUUUAGACAAAAUGGAGUACCUUAAGGCAGUCAUCAAAGAGAGCCUUAGGUUCCAUGUUCCACUCCCACUACUUGUUCAACGAGAAACCACUCACGAUGUCAAACUUAUGGGGUAUGACAUUGCAGCUCGUACACUAGUGGCUAUCAAUGCUUGGGCGGUAGCAAGAGAUCCCUCCGUUUGGACAGAACCAGAGGAAUUUAAACCUGAGAGGUUCUUGAACAGUUCAAUUGACUAUAAAGGGCUCCAUUACGAUUUCAUUCCAUUUGGAGCUGGCCGAAGAGGGUGUCCCGGUAUUCAGUUUGCUAUAGUUGUUAAUGAGCUUGCUUUAGCAAAUUUGGUAUACAAAUAUGACUUGGCAUUGCCAGAUGGAAAAGAAGGUGAAGAAUUGGACAUGAGUGAGGUGUUUGGGAUUACCGUGCAUAAAAAGUCCCCUUUGCUACUUGUGGCAACUCCUCGAUUCUAA
Erigeron canadensis is the source of this 1509-nucleotide messenger RNA. RefSeq names its product cytochrome P450 Tp4149-like. Gene Ontology annotation, molecular function: iron ion binding; heme binding; oxidoreductase activity, acting on paired donors, with incorporation or reduction of molecular oxygen. The coding region runs from base 1 to 1509 and encodes 502 amino acids. The transcript has 2 exons. NCBI's taxonomy places the organism in Eukaryota, Viridiplantae, Streptophyta, Magnoliopsida, Asterales, Asteraceae. The record is from RefSeq and is a predicted model, not a curated record.